UAAAGGAGGCAAAACCAACUUGUGACGCAUUUCUUGCCCACUCAGAUGCCGUUGACUUGCAGUAGUGUACGUACAUAUCAUGUCUUCGCAUGUCUUGGAAUGAUCCAGACAGGGGAAGAUCGUACGUAUGCGUAUGCCCAGCAAGCGGUAAAAAUCUGGUAAUUGUCAGAAUUGAGACGAAUAUGAACUGGUCUUCCAGGGUAUUACAAUCUAGUGCGGAAUUAUAGCGAAUGGUUGAUAGCCAUCUAUGACCUGUUUAGUGAGUGUAUACAAGGUUUGUUAUAUUAUAGCAGCCACGCCUGUGACGGGCAAUCGUAUUAAUAUGUGACAGUUAAAACUUCCCAUAUUCAUUGCGACGUGGUCUCGCAUCAAACUUCCUUUAUUUUUUUUUACGCAGACUGCUUUCAUUACCUAUAACUACCUAAUAGCCAAAUCUUGGCAAGCUACCCCCCUUUUAUCAGUUGAUAUAAUACUACUACUACCUUCACUACGCCGACUAGGCCGAGACGACAACUACACCUCGACGAUAUCCUAAACUUUUACAAGGGAAACAUGGGCAUCACGAAGAAUGGCGGUAUUCGGCCGUUGGCCGUGAUAGUUCCACUUAUCCUAUCCAUUGCGGGAUUCGUUUUAGCAAUGAUAGCACUUUUCGCCGGCAGCGGAUCGCAACAGCAAGCGCUAGAAGACUAUCACCUUAUUGCCAUAAACAUGUCUGAUUUUGGACACAAUCUCAUACCGACUUCGACGUCUUCUGGGUCGGAACCUACGUCUACCAGCUCCAUCUGGGACGAUAUCGAAGGGGCAAUAACAGACGAGCUGAACGACAUUAUCGGCGAUGUCGCCGACAAGCUCUCACAGGAACUAGGCAUUUCGCAGUGGUAUAGCUUACACGUCAUGACCGCAUGCGAGGGGAACUUCGCGCCAAACGCCACCUCGCAGGGCGCUUGGUACAAUACGACGAACUGCACGGCGCAAUCACCAGGAGUCCACUUCAACCUCACCGCCGUAAUCCAAAAAGAACUCGACCAAGGCCCUCUCAAGCUCAACGCCUCCUCCAUCCCAAUCCCGGACAAGAUCCAAGAAGCCAUCGACUACCUCAACAGCUUCCUUCUCGCGACCUUCGUGCUCUUCGUCCUCGGCGCCGGCUUCUCGGGUCUGUCCAUCCUCUCCUGCAUCGCGGUCCUGGUCCUCGCGCUCCUCCGCCACAACAACAGCAACAACCCGAUCAACGCCGCCGUCGCCGCCGCCAACAUCGUCCUCGCGGCCCUGGCUACGCUGGCCUUAGCGCUUGCCAGCGCCAUCGCGACGGCGAUCUCGAAGAAGGGUGUUAAGGAGAUUAAUGAUGCCGGGGACGAGGCGGGCAUCUCGGCCGUGCAGGGCUCGAAGCUUAUGGUUGUGAGCUGGGUCGCGUUCGCGGUUAUGCUCGUCGCGACGGCGUUUUGGGGCCUCGCGUGUUGGAUUGCGCGAAGGAAUAGGGGGAGAGUGGUGGUAAUGGCGGAUGGUGAGAAGAGGACGAGGACGAGGACGAGGGGGAGUGGGGAGAGCGGGCGUGGGUUGUUGGGGAUAUUUAGGCGGAGGCGUUAGGAGGCGUGAGAGGACGUUUUGAGAAAAAAAGGGGGGAGGGGGGAUGGUUUAUGACUAAGCUGGAGUUUGCGAGGGUUGGCUUCGGAUGAUACCAUUGUUAAGGGGGUGGCUUCUUGUUUCUAUGAUCGUUGCUUCUUUCUAUUGCUUAGACUACCUGUUAUCAGUGAAAUAUCUACAGUUUUCUAUACUAAUAUUUUAAGUUCAUUCUGUCUUUGACUAGCCCAUGUCUAAAUAUCACACCUCUGGCAGGAAGUA
This is a messenger RNA of Annulohypoxylon truncatum, 1839 nucleotides long. RefSeq lists its product as uncharacterized. The coding region runs from base 553 to 1584 and encodes 343 amino acids. Lineage: Eukaryota; Fungi; Ascomycota; Sordariomycetes; Xylariales; Hypoxylaceae. The transcript has 3 exons. Gene Ontology annotation, biological process: fungal-type cell wall organization. Gene Ontology annotation, cellular component: cell cortex of cell tip; plasma membrane. The record is from RefSeq and is a predicted model, not a curated record.